AUGAGUCGUUAUAAACAUUUUAAUGACGAGCUUUCCGCAGCUGAUAUCAAUGAAACCGAUGCAUUACCCGAACUUGAUGUUGAUGAACCACAUCAAUUAGAGUUUAAACUUCAACUACGUAAUUAUGCUUCGAAUGCAGUUCCUUCAACAGCGAGUUACAAUUUAAAUCAUAUGAAAGUUUAUUUUUCAAAGCGUACACGUCUGGAACGCUGUUUGAUUUUAACAAAUUUCAUUGUUUUAUUUGUGGCUUUUUGCAUUUUUCUAUCAUGUUUUUAUCGUCAUCAUGACAAACAAGAGCCUGAAAAGUUAUGUUUAACUCCAAUAUGCAUACAACUAUCAUCGUCAAUCUAUUCGGGAUUGAAUCAAACAAUUAAUCCAUGUGAUGAUUUUUAUGAAUUUGUUUGCGGUCGAUGGAUAAAAACGAAUAUUAUUCCUAAGGGUCAUUCGGGAUGGUCAACUACAAAAGAAUUAAGUCGAAAAAAUCUCAUUAUACUUAAAAGUAUUCUUGAGCAAACAUCGAUUAAAAAUUCUUUAUCAGCAUUUACUGCUGAACAAGAAGCAAUCAAAUUCUAUCAAUCAUGUAUGAAUAUAAGUGAAAUUGAACAACAACAAGCUCGACCAUUAGAAAGAUUUUUAAAAGAGAAUUUUAAUUUAACAAUAAAUGACUGGAUGAAUAUUGAUCAAAACAAAACUUGGGAACGUUUAUUUGUUUCUUUAACAAAAAUUCUUUCGACUAAAUACGGUUUUUCAUAUCUAUUACCAAUAUCUAUUGGACCUGAUGAUAAGAAUUCAACAUGGAAUGUGAUUCAUAUCAAUCAACCUCAACUUGGACUUGAUAAUCGUGAUUAUUAUUUAAAUUCAUCGUUAAAUAAUCGAAGUGACCCAGAGACAGAUACAAGAAACAAAAUUAUUCGAGAUACAUAUAUAAAUGUUGCUUCGGAAUUACUGCAAUUACUUGGUUUUGAAAAAAAUCAAUCGAUGAAACGUAUUUAUGAUAUUAUGCAAUUCGAAAUUGAACUGGCAAAAAUCAGUUUACCAAUGGAAGUAUUACAAAAGCCCAAUGAAACAUAUUUUUUAAUGACUUUAAAACAACUUCAAGAACAGUAUCAACCGAUAGGGUUAGAUGUAUAUUCAUUCUUGAAUGAAAUGUUAAAUAUCAAUGUGUCGAGUCCAAUCAAGUUAACUGAAAACGAUCAAAUCAUUGUUCUAUCACUUGGUCUUAUGUUAAAUGUAUCAUCACUAUUGAAAGAUUAUUUAUUAACACCUGAGAAAAGUUAUAUUGUUAUCGAUCAUAUAGUAUUUUCACUUAUAUUCGAUUUAAGUUCGCAUUUAUCGCUUGCAUUUGAAAAAUUAACAUUACCUUUAUUCAAAGAACUUUAUGGAAUGGAAUCAUUACCUGAUCGAUGGGAAUAUUGUGUGAGAGAAACUGACGCUGCUUUCGGUUAUGGACUUGGUGCUCUGUAUAUAAAAGCAGUCUUCGGUGAAGAAGAUCGAAAAAAAGCCAAUGAACUAAUUAAAAAUAUUCGUCAAACGUUUGACGAAAAUCUUAAUCAACUUCAGUGGAUUGAUGAACAGUCAAGAAUCGAAGCCAAGAGAAAAAUUUCAAAGAUUACUGAAAAAGUUGGCUAUCCUGAUUUCUUAGAUAAUAAAACAAAAUUAAAUGAACGUUAUACCGGUUAUUCCAUGAUUGAGAAUGAAUAUUUCGAUAAUGGUAUUAAAGUAUUAGAACGUGAACGUCGCCGGUCUCUUUUAAAAUUUCGACAAAAAGUUGAUCUUACCGAUUGGAGUAUGACACCACGAACAGUGAAUGCUUAUUAUACGCCAUCGGCUAAUGAAAUUGUGUUUCCAGCUGGUAUUCUUCAACCACCAUUUUUUCAUAAAGAUUUACCCAUUUCAAUUAAUUAUGGAGCCAUUGGAACAGUUAUUGGUCAUGAAAUAACUCAUGGUUUUGAUGAUCAAGGUCGAGAAUAUGAUUCGGAUGGAAAUAUGCGUGCCUGGUGGACAAAAUCAGCAUUAGAUAAAUUCGAAGAAAGAACUAAAUGUUUUGUUCAACAAUAUUCAAGUUUUGCGCUUGAUGGACAAAAUGAAAAUGGUCAAAGAACAUUGAGUGAAAACAUCGCCGAUAAUGGCGGUUUAAAAUUAUCUUAUCACACUUAUCAAAAGCAUAAACAACGCACAGUAAAUAGUGGCAAUAAUCUUCCUUUACCUGGUUUAUCAUAUAAUAACGACCAAUUGUUUUUUAUUGCUUUUGCUCAUAGCUGGUGUAAUCUUGAAACUCCGAAUGCCAUGCAUUAUGAUUUAACCAACGAUCCUCAUUCGCCGCCACGUUCACGAAUCAUGGGCACAAUUGCAAAUAGUCUUGAAUUUGCUCAGACGUUUUCUUGUCAAUCAAAAUCAAAUAUGAAUCCGAGUAACAAAUGUCAUUUGUGGUAG
This is a messenger RNA of Rotaria socialis, 2433 nucleotides long. The record is from the annotation of a GenBank genome assembly. NCBI's taxonomy places the organism in Eukaryota, Metazoa, Rotifera, Eurotatoria, Philodinida, Philodinidae.